Molecule: messenger RNA, 1844 nt
Organism: Talaromyces proteolyticus
Lineage: Eukaryota; Fungi; Ascomycota; Eurotiomycetes; Eurotiales; Trichocomaceae
Product: ankyrin repeat-containing domain protein
Exons: 3
Coding region: 364-1482 (372 amino acids)
Molecular function (GO): protein binding
Source: RefSeq, a predicted model, not a curated record
GCCCAACUGUCGACGUUGAACAAACCUACCAGCCGGUCAGAAUACUCAGCCUACUUCCAUAUUCCUCCGCCCUUCACUAACAUGGAGAAAAUUAGUGUCAUUAUCUGCUAGUAAGAUCCCGUUCCAAGUAAUUACUUUAAUGGAAGCGGAAUCCAAAACUGAUUUACGAAAAGAGGGGUUUUUAGCCCGUUUUGUGAUAUUAAACAGUUGAGCGCCUGCACUACCUAUUGGAAAUUGAUGGUUUCCCCAUGGUAGUGUUGAUUUCUAAAUGAAAGCCGACAGAAGAGUUUCUUUGAGUGAUAUUUAUAAUGUUAUAAAUAGAAGUUUUCAUUUCACGUUGACCAAUGAGCCGGCUGCUCCGCGAUGUCUCUACUUCAACUUCCUAGUGAAAUUAUUCUCAUUAUCGCUCAAUACCUAAGCACCCAACAUGACAUUUACAGCUUGAUGCAGAUAAAUCGCCAAUUGUAUCAUCUUCUGCAGCAUAUCCUGUAUCGCUACAAUGUCAAGUAUGGCAAAUGUUCGGCUAUGUUGUGGGCCGCGAAGAAGGGUAACUUGGGUGUGAUGAAGAAGCUUCUUGCUGAAGGCGCCGCGACAAAUAAGAUCGGGUUUAAAAUUAAAGAGAGUCGCGACCUAUGGAGUCUUUCCAAUCUAUAUAGCAGAUUUUCACCCCUUGGAAGUGCUCAGAACUUGGAAGAUAGUCCACUUCUUUUUGCAGUAAGAGAAAACCAUGAAGACAUGGUAGAGUUUCUGCUGUGCGAGCUUGCAAAAGAUUGUGAGACACCGGUGAUGCUCAUGCUGCAAGUAAAUGAGACCCUUGCCACCGCCGCUGUCCAUGGCUAUAAUGAGAUUGUUCUACGCAUGCUCAGUUGGGGCGCCGAUAUUAAUUUCAAGAUCACGCGUGGUAUAAAAACAUGGACUCCGCCUCUAACUUUAGCCGCCUCUAACGGACAUGUGGAGACUGUUAUGUUAUUGCUCAAACACGGUGCCGACAUAAGAGGCGGCAGCCGACAAGACUCUGCUCUAUAUGCUGCAGUGAGAGGUAAUCAGACCAGCGUUGCAAGGCUACUUCUUGAGAAAGGCGCAGAUCCGAAUUCAAUCUAUGCAGAUUUGCUGUCUCCAGCAGCGGAAAGAGGCGAUGCAGAAAUGGUGGAUGUUUUACUUAGCAUGGGGCCUCAAUUCCAACGAUCCUUGCACUGCCGGCGAGCCCUGUUUAAGGCGAUUGAGGGAAGACAUGAACAAGUCACAAGACUCUUGAUUGAGAAAGGAGGGGCAGAUCCGAAACUCUCGGACGAUGUGAGCGGUCGCAGCACAAUGCGAACUGCAAUACGCCACGAUCAGCCCAACUUGGGUUUAGUAAAGUUAUUGUUGGAAAAGGGCGUUUUGCCAGACAGCCAGGAUCUGCGAUUGGUGAGGUUUCAUGGAAACGAGGAAUUGCUUCAAUUACUCGAAGAGCAUUCCGAUCCCCGACAGGAAAAUACUUGAGAUUUCUUGCCAAGGUGUGUUUAUUUCAUGUAAUUCCCAAAUAUGUAUAUGAUCAUAGAACUAGUAGCGAGUUUAAUUGCCACCGUCGCUUUUCGUCCGCUUUAAUCUUGCUUUUCGGUCUAUCGAUUGUGUCUGGUUAUCGACUUUCGGAUGAUUUACACAUAUUUCAAGCAUCAGAGUCAGAUACAUAGAUGAGACCAUGACCGUCCGGGAAUAAUGCUCUCGGUUGGUCACUGUGAGGAUUGAAAGUGAAGUACCGGGAUAAAGGAUAUUUUUAAUGUCUCGUUAAAGGCAGAGAUAGGAAAAGAAACGAGAAAGUUACCACAAACGAACACGCAUUGUCUGCAAAAAUAAUUGAAGAG